UAAACCUCUUGGCGUAGGAUUCUCGAUGAAACCAUGCAAGGCUAGUGAAGCCCGAAUCAACCAAAGAUCUCCUCAUGUUGCAUCACACGCGGGGACCUGGCUGGGAGAAGCCCCCAUCCAGUUUGGCAUCUCUUUUAUCCAUGCGAGGCCCCGCCGGGCAAGCAAAUCGAUCAUCGCCAUUCUCCGUUGUGCAUUUCUCUUCCUGUUCUCUUUCACGUGUGGUUCCAAACGGUCGGGUCGCGGUGUUCAGGUCGCCAAGCAUCAUUCGCUUCUUCACUGCGCAGCCUGCCACCCAUGGCAGCUUCGAAAGGUCUGGGCUCGCUCGGCCUGCUCUGUGCCGCUGCUGUGUCGACGUUGCCGUCCAUCUUUCUAUCCGCCUCGCUCUACCCGGCCGCCGUUAGCGCGGCGACGGAUGAUUCCUUGCUCAUCGACUGCUACCGCUGGGACGGGGCCGUCACGGCGAACAACACCAAGUGUCCCAAUUCCAAUGCCUGCUGCGGACCGACGGCCACGUGUCUCUCGAACCGCCUUUGCGCCAAUGUCGGGGACGGGCCGAACCUCUGGGUUCGAGGGCCUUGCGCAGUGGAGGGCUGGGAUGCCGAUUGUGCCCAGAUCUGCAAGUACAACGAGACCACCGGAAUAUUCCCCCGCGUCACGCCGUGCGGUGAUGGCAGCCUCUGCUGUAACGACGAUCCGCAAUGCUGCCAGAAUGGAAACGGGAUAUUCCUAGACGAGAGCGGGAAUAGGGCUUCUGCGAAGGCGACGGCCGCCACCACCAGCUAUCCCCCAGUCAGCGACGGUCUCCAGCGCUUCACCGUGACUCCGUCGACCAGCACGACGAGCACCACCAGCACAACCAGCACAUCUAGCACCAGCCCUUCCGACGAGUCAUCCACAGCAGGCGCCGGGGCAGGUGCGGCAACCUCGUCCCCCUCGAACACCCCCACACCCGAGCCCUCCUCGGACUCGGACGACUCGAUGGGGCUAAAAGUCGGGCUGGGUCUCGGGAUCCCGCUUGCCGUCAUAAUAACUGCCCUCGUCGUCUAUUUCAUCCUGCGCAAGCGAAGGCACCGCGCCGACGAAGCCGUACCGGACCAGCAGCAGUACCCCCCCUACACGGGAGAAAUGGCCCCGACAAGCGGCUACCCUGCGAGCGGCUACCCAUACUCGGCGGGGACGGUCUAUAGCGGCGCCACGAAGUCGCCCGCGUAUCCACCGCCGCAGAAGUACCAGCCCGUGGAAAUAAUGGGGCACAGCGCGACGGAAAUGGACGGGAGCCAGUACGGGCCGCGAGAGCGGUAUGAAUUGAGUUAGCGCCCUAGCGGUGUUGGUCGUAGUAAUGAAUAAACGGGCAUUUUAUCACGCGGCUGAUCCCCAUCGUGAUGUGACGAGAGUUACUGAUAUGUUGUCCGUCGCCGUUGGAUUCAAUGAGCACCCCUUCUCAACGAC
Chaetomium fimeti is the source of this 1449-nucleotide messenger RNA. RefSeq lists its product as uncharacterized. The transcript is spliced from 2 exons. The record is from RefSeq and is a predicted model, not a curated record. The coding region runs from base 295 to 1314 and encodes 339 amino acids. NCBI's taxonomy places the organism in Eukaryota, Fungi, Ascomycota, Sordariomycetes, Sordariales, Chaetomiaceae.